Zasmidium cellare ATCC 36951 is the source of this 1380-nucleotide messenger RNA. RefSeq lists its product as uncharacterized. Gene Ontology annotation, biological process: NAD+ biosynthetic process. The transcript has a single exon. Bases 1 to 1380 code for a protein of 459 amino acids. NCBI's taxonomy places the organism in Eukaryota, Fungi, Ascomycota, Dothideomycetes, Mycosphaerellales, Mycosphaerellaceae. Gene Ontology annotation, molecular function: nicotinate phosphoribosyltransferase activity. The record is from RefSeq and is a predicted model, not a curated record.
AUGGCUCCCACCGAUAGAGCCGACCAUCCAGAGGGGAUCUUCUCUCUCCUCGACACCGAUCUCUACAAGCUGACGAUGCAAUGCGCAAUCCUCAAGUUCUUCCCGGAUGUCCAAGUCAGCUACCAGUUCACUAAUCGCACACCUCACAUGAAGCUUACGAAAGAAGCCUCCACAUGGUUGCAGAACCAGAUCACCAAGCUUCAGAAUAUCACCGUUACGGACGAAGAAAUCGAUUGGCUGAAGAGAACUUGCCCGUACCUGAACCACUCUUACCUGGAGUAUCUCAGAGGCUUUCGUCUUCGACCGCAAGAGCAAGUCAAGCUCAACUUCACACCUUCGGUGGCCGGUGAGGUCCCAGAUUCAACUCCUGGCGACAUUGACCUCUCAAUCCACGGUAACUGGAAGGAGACUAUCCUCUAUGAGAUCCCUCUACUUGCACUCACUUCAGAAGCAUACUUCAAGUUCGUGGAUAAGGACUGGAAUCACGAUGGUCAGGUCGCCAAGGCGAAGCACAAGGGAGAGAGACUGCUGGAAGCUGGCUGUGUGUUCAGCGAGUUUGGAAGCAGGAGAAGACGUGACUACAAGACGCAUGAGAUGGUGAUACAAGGGCUCAUCGAAGCUCAGAAAGAAGCUGAGACGAACGGGAAAGGCUGGGAAGGAAAAGUGACGGGCACAUCGAAUGUUCACAUAGCAAUGCGGUUCGGCAUCACGCCAAUCGGUACCGUUGCACACGAGUGGUUCAUGGGCAUUGCUGCCAUCACACAAGACUAUGGCAACGCCAACGAGAAAGCAAUGCAGUACUGGAUCGCCACGUUCGGACGGGGAGUGCUGGGUAUUGCACUAACGGACACAUUCGGAACACCUGCAUUCCUCAGAGCCUUUGCUAGACCCGCUUCCAAGAGCGGAGAUCUCAACGGUGCACUCGACUGGACCGAGCCGACGUAUGCUCAAGUGUUCACCGGUGUCCGGCAGGACUCUGGCGACCCUCUCGAGUUUGUACAAUUGAUGCGGACUUUCUACAACGCCCAAGCCAUCAAGGAGCCAAAGACCAUCGUCUUCUCCGACAGCUUGAACAUCGAUCGAUGCAUCAAGUACAAGGAGGCCAGCGAAAAGGCACACUUCACCCCGUCUUUCGGCAUUGGCACGUUCUUGACCAACGACUUCUGGCAUUUGAGCAAGAACGAGAAGAGUGUCCCUCUGAACAUUGUGAUCAAGCUCAGCAAGGCAAACGGACAUGAUGCCAUCAAGCUUAGUGAUGACAAGGGCAAGAACAUGGGCAACAACGAGCUCAUGCGGUCGGUCAAGGAGCAAGUUGGCUAUUCCGAGAAGUCGUGGGUGGACGGCGAUGAGGCACAUCGGUGGGAUAAGAACGACGGCUGA